AUGGCAGCAAUUGACUCCGAGAUAAAACAAAAGGACCCAAACUCUGUCGACGCGGAGCAGCUCAGCGCCUGGAAGCGGGAGCAGCUGGCUGAGCUAUCUCUGCAGCUGCAGCAAGGCUGCGUGGGUUUGGAAGCAGUGCAGCAGCUGCUGCAGCAGCAGCAGCAGCUGCUGCAGGAGCUUUACUGUCGAGUCCGCAGCGAAGAAGACAUAGACGCAAUGGCGAGGGUUUUGGACAGUUUGAUGCUGCAGGUCUUUUCUUUUUUGAAGGCCCGCUUAGCAGCAGCAGCGCGGCCUCGCGCUGCUGCUGCUGCUGCUGCUGCUGCUGGCAGCAGCAGCAGCGCAGCAGCAGCAGCAGCAGCAGCAGUGCAGCGCACGCAGCCCAGCAGCAACCCAGACUAUUCGCCCUGCGCAGAUGACUCGCCGCCGCUGUCGCCGGCGGGGGAUUCCCCAGCAGCAGCAGCAGCAACAGCAGCAGCAGCAGCAGCAGGAGACCCUCUAAUUGCAGAUUUGUUCGAAGCAUUUCUCAGAGUUGUGCUGCCAGUUCCCAGCUGUCGAUACACCCAAUUUGCUGUUUUCUUUGCUGCUUCUUUUGACCCCCAGGCGCAGCAGCUGCUGCUGCAGCAGCUUUUUCUGCUGCUGGCCAACAGACAAAGAAGCAUCCGCCUCCGCCGUGCGGCGUGCUGUUACAUUGCUUCCUACUUGUGCCGCGCAAGGAACCUCCCGCCCAGCGUUGCUGCUGCCGCACUGCAGCAGCUGCUGCUGCUGCUGCACCGAGGCUUCCUGCGCACGGGCGCCAGCCACCUGCAGCAGCAGCAGCAGCAGCGCAUGGCUUUGCUGCAGGGCUCCUUCUCAGGAGAAUUCGGUAAACCCUAA
Messenger RNA from Eimeria tenella, 873 nucleotides. RefSeq lists its product as uncharacterized. Gene Ontology annotation, molecular function: RNA polymerase I core binding; RNA polymerase I general transcription initiation factor activity. The record is from RefSeq and is a predicted model, not a curated record. Gene Ontology annotation, cellular component: nucleus. Gene Ontology annotation, biological process: transcription initiation at RNA polymerase I promoter. The transcript is spliced from 3 exons. The coding region runs from base 1 to 873 and encodes 290 amino acids. Lineage: Eukaryota; Apicomplexa; Conoidasida; Eucoccidiorida; Eimeriidae.